AACUCCCAGUUGUACAAAUCUGUGUAACUGUUACAAUCAUUGUUUAUAUUUAAAAUGUCCUAAUGCUAAUUUGGAUGUUUAUUAUUUUUAGUUCUGAUACAUUUUAGCUCUAAGGAGAAAUUACCAGCUCUCUGCAAAUCACCAGCAAAUAUCACAUGGGCCAAAAUUGGCCUAAUCAUAUUAGUGGGACAGUGUAGGUGAGGUAAUAUCUUUUAUUGUACUAACUUCUGUUGGUCAGAGAGAAAUUCUUUUGCGCUAAGUAGAGCUGCUCUUCAUAUCUGAGAGAGUGUUUCAGGUUGUCACAACUAAAUACAAGAUUGAACAGAUAGAAUAUGUGCUAAUGUUCUUGUGCUAAACUGUCUGUUCAAUCUUGUAUUUAGCUCUUACAAUCUGAGUGCCUUUCACAGACCUGAAGACUUCUGAGAGAGCUUGUGUCUCAAUCACCAACAGAAAUUGGCCCAAUAGAAGAUACAGUCUCACCCACUCUUUCUUACUAAUAUCCUGGGAACAAUCUGUCUACAACUCAGAAUGUUACAUGUAACUCUUUUCCUGUUUGCACUAAAAAUGGCAGACGCAACUGCUGACACUCCAGAGAAGCUGCUUGUUAUCCACUCCAAGGCUCAUAGAGAUACCAUUCUAGCAAAUUUUGAGGAACAAAGGAAAAAGAAUUAUCUUUGUGAUAUCACUUUAAUAGUAGAGGAUGUGCACUUCAGAGCCCACAAAGCUUUACUUGCGGCCAGCAGUGAGUACUUUUCAAUGAUGUUUGUAGAAGAGGGAGAGAUAAGCCAGUCAAUCUAUAUGUUGGAGGGAAUGGUUGCGGACAUUUUUGGUGCGCUACUGGAAUUUAUCUACACAGGUUAUCUCCAUGCCAGUGAGAAAAGUAUGGAACAAAUCUUGGCAACUGCCCAGCUCCUAAAAGUGAAUGAUUUAGUAUGGGCACAUGCAGAUUAUCAGACCAACCAUAGCCCAAAUACCAUAUUACCUGUCACAUCUAAUAGUGGUGCUUCAGUAGUUGUCUUUGCAAAUGACAAGAAAAAUGGAGAUCCACCAAAGCGAAAACGGGGAAGACCAAGAAAAGUAAAAAAUAUGCAAGAGGAAAAAUUUGGGAUAACUCCUGUUGAAGAUGUGCAGUUAAGAGAGAACAAUUCAGUGCAAAAUAAACAAAACUUUAUGAAAAAAGUUGCAGAAGAAGCAGUUGUCAGUGAACAGGUUCCAGUAAGGAAAGAAGUAGAAGAAACUGAGUCAGCUUGUGGUUCAGAAACUGUUGUAGAUCGAUCAUCUGAAAAGGAUGAGAAUUAUGAUCCUAAAUCUCAAGCAAUACAGAGCAAUCAGAGUCGUUACAGCAAACGUAGGAUACGACGGUCCAUCAAAUUAAAAGAUUAUAAACUUGUUGGUGAUGAAGAUGGAAAAGUAUUAUCAAAGAGAACUGAUCGAAAAAGAAAACGCACAGGUUCUGAAGCUGCUUGUAAAGAAUGUGGCAAAGUGUUUAAGUAUAAUCACUUUUUAGCAAUUCAUCAGAGAAGUCACACAGGAGAACGCCCUUUUAAAUGCAAUGAAUGUGGUAAAGGUUUUUCCCAGAAGCACUCUCUUCAAGUUCAUGAACGGAUGCAUACUGGAGAGCGACCAUAUACCUGUACUGUCUGUAGUAAGGCUUUAACAACUAAACAUUCUCUUUUGGAACACAUGAGCCUACAUACGGGACAGAAGGCUUUUACAUGUGAUCAGUGUGGAAAGUAUUUUAGCCAAAAGAGACAACUGAAGAGUCAUUACCGAGUGCACACAGGCCAUUCGUUGCCGGAAUGUAUCCAGUGUCAUCGCAAAUUCAUGGAUGCAGCUCAGUUAAAGAAACAUCUAAGAACACAUACAGGUGAGAAGCCAUUUACUUGUGAAAUCUGUGGCAAGUCAUUCACAGCAAAAAGUUCUCUUCAGACUCAUAUCAGAAUCCACAGAGGGGAAAAGCCAUAUUCUUGUGGUAUAUGUGGAAAAUGUUUCUCGGAUUCGAGUGCUAAGAGAAGACAUUGCAUUUUACACACAGGCAAAAAGCCUUUCUCCUGCCCAGAGUGUAAUUUGCAGUUUGCACGCUUGGACAAUCUGAAGUCUCAUUUGAAAAUUCACAGCAAAGAAAAGCAAUUGCAAGAACCCAGCAGUGCUCCUAGCAGCAGCAGUAGCUCUGAGGAGGUCAGAAACAUUCUUCAGUUGCAGCAAUAUCAACUGUCCACCUCUGGCGGACAGGAGAUUCAGUUACUUGUCACGGAUUCCGUUCAUAACAUAAACUUUAUGCCAGGUCAUAAUCAAGGUAUUAGUAUUGUUACUGCUGAGAAUUCCCAAAAUAUGACAACAGGCCAGGCUGCUAAUCUUACUCUGCUCACUCAGCCACCACAACAGCUGCAGAACCUGCUUCUUGCAGCCCAGCAGGAACAAGUAGAACAAAUCCAAAGUAUCAAUAUGAUGGAGAACCAGGUAGACACUGCUCAGUCAGAGCAAAUGCAUGUCAUCACUCUUUCAAAAGAAGCACUGGCACAUCUUCAUGCCCAUCAAGGGCAAACUGAAGAACUUCAUCUUGCAGCAGGCACUCAGCAUGUGCAGCUGACCCAGGAACCUAGCCGUCAGUCUCAUACUAACCAAGAUGCAGUCCAUUCCCAUCAAAUCAGUGAAGAACAGAACCCAAAUGUACGCAUUUCUGAAUCACAUCCACAAUCUUUGUCAGUAAACCAGCCAUCCCAUGAGCACCAGAUUCAGAGACCGGCUUUUUGAAAUACAAGCUAGGAUUGCUUCUUUUUUAAAUGCUUGCCUUCAGGGAACUGGGCUGAAUUGCGCUUUUCAUUCAGAUAAAGACCUACACAUCACAUUCUGUUUGCUGCAAAAUGUAAUCUAUAUGAAGCUGUAUUUCUUGGUGAUCUU
This is a messenger RNA of Pelodiscus sinensis (Chinese soft-shelled turtle), 2901 nucleotides long. It is a transcript of the gene ZBTB24, whose product is annotated as zinc finger and BTB domain containing 24. NCBI's taxonomy places the organism in Eukaryota, Metazoa, Chordata, Testudines, Trionychidae. Gene Ontology annotation, molecular function: protein binding; RNA polymerase II cis-regulatory region sequence-specific DNA binding; DNA-binding transcription factor activity, RNA polymerase II-specific. Gene Ontology annotation, cellular component: nucleus. Gene Ontology annotation, biological process: regulation of transcription by RNA polymerase II. The record is from RefSeq and is a predicted model, not a curated record.